This is a messenger RNA of Colletotrichum chrysophilum, 1230 nucleotides long. RefSeq lists its product as uncharacterized. Gene Ontology annotation, molecular function: oxidoreductase activity, acting on paired donors, with incorporation or reduction of molecular oxygen; monooxygenase activity; iron ion binding. The record is from RefSeq and is a predicted model, not a curated record. NCBI's taxonomy places the organism in Eukaryota, Fungi, Ascomycota, Sordariomycetes, Glomerellales, Glomerellaceae. The coding region runs from base 1 to 1230 and encodes 409 amino acids. The transcript has 2 exons.
AUGUUAGCGUCAAGCACCCACAACAUUUUCACAUUUGAGGACAAUGCUACCCACUCAGCCCGCAAGAGAAUCAUCUCAGGAACCUUCUCAAAGUCUUUCAUCCUUGCAGACCCGUCAAGCAGGGCCUCUAUGAAGAAGGUUCUAUACGGUAGGCUGUUACCAAUGAUCGACCAUGCUGCUCAUGGAGGGGGUGCCCUGGAGGUUUUGGAGCUCCUAUACUCCUACUCUAUGGACUCCUUUGUGGCAUGGCAAUUUGGUGGCUCUCUCAGCAGCAACCUCAUCGAGGAUGAACAAGAGCGGCGUCUUUACCUCGACGGAUUCUUCGCCGCAGCUCCCUACACUUUUUGGCAAUAUCGGUUUCCGCUGCUCAACUCUCUGUUCAAGGCGGUCGGACUGAUUCCUAAAAAGGUGGACAGCGGAUUCAAUGACAUUCUCCGCUGGAACCUCGAGAAGUGCGACAAAGCACAAGAGCUUCUGGCCCAAGGCGAGGGAAAACUGUCCCCUGACAACAAGCCCGUUGUUAUGGCUCUGGCUCUUCAAGCCAUGAGCGAUCCGGGGGCAAGACCUGGCGAUUAUCCGCAGCGUCUCGAAAUUGCUAGCGACAUGUUUGCUCACAAUUCAGCUGCACAUGAGACCAGUGGAAAUACUCUGACCUACUGCAUGUACGAGCUUUCGAAGCAUCCGGAGAUUCAAUCCAAGCUACGUGAGGAGCUCUUGAUCCUCGAUCCUCCUCUGUUCUAUCCGCCGAAGGAGGGACUCGACAACCUGGUUCUCCCAACGGCCAAGAGCAUCGACAAUUUGCCGUACCUUGAGGCCGUGAUUAUGGAGACCCUCCGACUGUAUCCCUCAGUUCCGGGCGGUCAGCCUCGAAGAGUGUCCAAGUCAUGUACGCUUGGCGGUCACAACGACAUUCCACCUGGCACUACGGUUCAGUGUUAUGCCUGGUCACUCCACCGCACCCCCAAGGUAUUCCCCGAGCCAGAUGUCUGGAAGCCAGAGAGGUGGAUUGAAUCGUCGCCGGAACAGCUCAGUACUAUGCGCCGAUGGUUCUGGGCCUUUGGUAGCGGCGGUCGCAUGUGCAUUGGUACCAUGAAGAACGUUAUUGGUACCGUUUACACCAACUACACGACCACGAUUCACCAUGCCGGCGAUAUGACGCUGCAAGAUGCUUAUCUCGCUGGUCCUACUGGACACCAUUUGGAACUCAUGUUCCACGCAAUCAAGCGAUAA